AUGGCUGCCGUGGCUUCUGUACCAGGGCCGGCGUCGGCUUUGACUCCUCCCAGCAGUAGCCAUGGCGAUGAGCGUGACUGGGACUAUUCUCGCAUCAACGUAGAGGGCCAGCUCCGCGAUCCUGCCAACACGUCCUACGAACAAUCUCACGCGGCUUCUGCUUUUCCCACACAUGAUGCCCGAACUGCACCAAGAACAAUCACUCACGAAAUGACUGCCCGCAAAAUGCGGUCCGCCGAUAACCUGCACAGCUCCAAAUGGUCCAAAGGUUCCGACUACCAGCGAGAGUUGCUCCCGGGCCUCUCAGAGGAGGAAAAGGCCCAGAGCGACCAAUUUGUGUACAGCCAGGACCAAUCCAAAUGGAUUCACAGAGAUAAACUGGCCAGAAUAGAGACCGAAGAGCUCGAGGCUGCCGGCUUCUUCCUACCCAAGGGAAGAACUUCCAGCCGCACCGCGCGAAGGAACGAAAGCCGUCUCAGCCAUAGCACCGAAUCCGAACCCAACCUGAACAACUUGAACCGCCCCAAGAAGGACUCCUCUUCGCUUGAGCCGCUCUCGUCGCCGCCGAGCUGGGAUCUGCGAACCCCUCAGGAAAUCGCCGAGGCCGCGGCCGGUUCCUAUUUUACCUCCAACGCCCUCACCGGCAGCACCCGUAUACCUGUGGCCAAAGCGAGUCCGGCCCCAAUCUCACUCGGCUUCCUCGAGCACGGCUCCCUUGCUGCCCGUCAAAACUCUGACGAAGACGAUCGCCUGUCCUACAACAAAACACGUUCUCGCAGCGCUAGUGCCGCAUUUAGAGAUGCAGGCAACAGCAUGCCAAGCGGUAAACGCUCCAUUACCGAUUCUUCGCCAAAGAAGCACAUCCGCAAGACUAGCUCCAGCACACCUUCGAGACCUGGUACCAAAGGCAAAGAUUCUCCGGGCAGCGCUGGCUCGCGGCCGGUCACGCGAAAUGGACGAGCCGCGUCUCGAACGAAGCACCCUGAGGGUGAGCCGCCCUGGAUGGCCAACACAUUCAAGCCCGACCCACGACUGCCCCCCGAUCAGCAGAUACCACCCUUUGUCGCGAAGAAGAUGGCCCAAGAGCAGAUGGAGAAGGACGGCACAUUUGGCGACGCAUAUGAUAAGGAUUUUCGCCCUCUCAACACCAAUUCUCUGGGCCUACCCAAGCCCGGCGCCGAUCCCGAAAAAGAUGGUGAGCCGGCAGAGGACGAGUGGCCGCUUAAGCCCGCCAUCACAAACCGACCGCUCAUGCGCACUGGCUCCAUGUACUCGACCAUGCCCAAGAUCAUCGACAAGCCACCAGGCACACCCGUACCUAGCCCGCGCCCGGGCAAUACCGCCGUAAUGGCCCCGCCGCAAGCUACACCACCGCAAAUACAGCAAGUGCCGCAGUUUGAACCCGAAGAAGAUAAGAAAGGCGGUUGCGGCUGCUGUGUGGUCAUGUAA
Akanthomyces muscarius is the source of this 1449-nucleotide messenger RNA. RefSeq lists its product as uncharacterized. The record is from RefSeq and is a predicted model, not a curated record. The transcript has 2 exons. NCBI's taxonomy places the organism in Eukaryota, Fungi, Ascomycota, Sordariomycetes, Hypocreales, Cordycipitaceae. The coding region runs from base 1 to 1449 and encodes 482 amino acids.